AUGAAAUACACUCUGUUGGUCACAGCCACCGCUGGGCUGGCCCUCGCUGCGCCUCAUGCCCACUCUAAGCGGGACUCAACCUUUGUUUGGUUUGGUGCAAGUGAAUCUGGAGCGGAGUUUGGCAGUGAAGAUAUUCCGGGAGUAUUAGGAACUGACUAUAUUUGGCCGGACACUUCGACUAUUCAAACACUGAUUGAUGAUGGCAUGAACAUCUUUCGGGUACCAUUCCUUAUGGAGCGGUUGGUCCCCAAUUCAUUGACCUCAAGUCCAGACGCGACAUAUUUAGCAGACCUUGAGAGUACAGUGUCAUACAUCACUUCUGCUGGCGCACAUGCUAUCGUCGAUCCUCACAACUAUGGAAGAUACUAUGGAAAUAUUAUCAACUCCACGAGCGACUUUGCUGCGUUUUGGACGACAGUGGCAUCGCAGUUUGUAUCGAAUGAGAACGUCAUCUUCGACACAAACAACGAGUUCAACACUGAAGAUCAGACCCUGGUCCUGAACCUCAACCAGGCUGCCAUUAAUGCCAUCCGAGCUACUGGAGCCACAUCCCAGUACAUUUUCGUGGAAGGGAACUCAUGGAGUGGUGCCUGGACUUGGACAGAAUACAACACUAACCUUGUCAACUUGACCGACCCCAACGAUAAACUUGUCUAUGAGAUGCACCAGUAUCUCGACUCAGAUGGAUCUGGCACAUCCGACGUAUGCGUCAGCACGACCAUCGGACAGGAACGUGUCGAGUCAGCAACAGAGUGGCUUCAAACCAACGGGAAGCUUGGGUUCUUGGGCGAGUUCGCCGGAGGUGCUAACUCUGUGUGUGACACGGCCAUUACUGGAAUGCUGGACUACUUGGAGGACAACAGUGAUGUCUGGCUUGGAGCAUCUUGGUGGGCUGCAGGCCCUUGGUGGGGCGACUAUAUCUUUUCCAUGGAGCCACCGUCCGGCACUGCUUACGAGUACUACAUUGAUAUCUUGUCUGCCUAUUUCCCUGGCGGCUCAGGGGGGCUCUACGUCCACUUCUACUGCGGCAUCUUCCAGUUCAACAACCACCACUACAUCUAA
Penicillium malachiteum is the source of this 1062-nucleotide messenger RNA. RefSeq names its product putative endoglucanase (gene egl2). Gene Ontology annotation, molecular function: hydrolase activity, hydrolyzing O-glycosyl compounds. The transcript is spliced from 5 exons. Bases 1 to 1062 code for a protein of 353 amino acids. Gene Ontology annotation, biological process: glucan catabolic process. The record is from RefSeq and is a predicted model, not a curated record. Lineage: Eukaryota; Fungi; Ascomycota; Eurotiomycetes; Eurotiales; Aspergillaceae.